AUUUACAGCCUUUCAAGCUUUCUAGAGAGAGAGAGAGAGAGAGAGAGAGAGAGAUGAGGCUGCUGAGCUACUUGGGACAAUGGCGAAGCGUAGCAAAAGAAGCCAUGGAUCUGUCAGUAACUGUAGCAAAGUUCAUGGGUUUGCUCCACGUCACCGACGCCUACCUCUGCUCCUCCACCCUCGUCUACGGCCCCAGUAUGCUCCCUACCCUGAACAUCUCCGGCGACGUGCUCCUCUCCGAACACGUGUCCCAUCGCAUUGGGAAGGUGGGUCCCGGCGAUUUGGUCCUGGUUCGGUCUCCGACGGACCCCCGGAAGAUUGUGACCAAGCGUGUCCUGGGUAUGCAGGGUGAUAAAGUCACCUACUUUGUCGAUCCAAAGCACAGCGACAGGUUGCAUACGACCGUGGUGCCUAGGGGGCAUGUUUGGAUUCAGGGGGAUAACAUCUAUUCCUCCUUUGACUCACGAACAUAUGGACCUAUACCUUAUGGUCUUAUUCAAGGCAAAGUGUUUUGCAGGGUCUGGCCACCUGAUAGCUUUGGAUCAUUAGAUUGAUGAGCUCACAGAAGAUUAUAACAUUGAAGAAAUUCUUUCUUGGUAUAUUAGAUGAUUGACACAAGAUCUGAGAAGCCCUAAUUUGUAUAUAUUCGAAGUGGAAGUGUAUGCGUAGAACUACUAGAAAUCUCAUGUACAAUGGCAGUUGCCAUGGUCAUCAGUAAUUAUUUUUUUGACACAACCUUCUUAUUUGUACUUGAGUCCUAAGGCUAAAACUUUCCUAUCAAAAGGAAAAUGAGAUCGAUUUUUGUGGGAGGAUUGUCCCGAUCAUGAACGUAUUGCUUAUUAUCAAUCGAAAUUCUGUUUUCGACAA
This is a messenger RNA of Pyrus x bretschneideri (Chinese white pear), 867 nucleotides long. Its product is annotated as mitochondrial inner membrane protease subunit 1. The transcript is spliced from 5 exons. Lineage: Eukaryota; Viridiplantae; Streptophyta; Magnoliopsida; Rosales; Rosaceae. Gene Ontology annotation, molecular function: serine-type endopeptidase activity. The coding region runs from base 54 to 554 and encodes 166 amino acids. Gene Ontology annotation, cellular component: mitochondrial inner membrane peptidase complex; membrane. The record is from RefSeq and is a predicted model, not a curated record.